CUUCCGGUUAUGUGAUGGCAGAACAAGAUUCCGUAAUUAUGGAUGGGACAGAAGAUGUUGUUUUGAAUUUUGGCGAGGAAGAGGAGCAGGACAAGCGAAGAAAAUUGAAACACCCGGUGGCUGUGUUUUUCCACCUGUGCUUCAGAGUGCUGGCGGUUGUUGCUUACUUACUUUGUGGCUGGUUCAGUGACAGUUUUAUCACAAAUUUUGUUAUCAUUGUUUUACUACUUUCACUGGACUUUUGGACAGUGAAAAACAUCACAGGACGAUUAAUGGUUGGUUUAAGAUGGUGGAAUCAUGUUGAUGAAGAUGGAAAGAGUCAGUGGGUAUAUGAAUCAAGAAAGGGAUCAGCUAGAAACAAAGUCACAAUGGUAGAAUCACAGAUUUUUUGGGUAUCACUGGUUGGAUCAGAAAUCUUAUGGGUUGUCUUUUUCUUUGCUACGAUGUUCACUUUCAAGUUUAAGUGGUUUAUGGUUGUCCUAGUCGGCCUACUUAUGAACGGAGCUAAUUUGUACGGCUAUGUGAAGUGUAAGCUGGGUGCCAACAAGAAGCUUUCCUCAGUGGCUUCCAAUUUUCUUGGCCAACAGGUGCUCAGAGGGAUGAUGUCUGCUGCCAGUUCAACAGCCGCUAAUGAAAGCAAGUAACUUAAACCCUAGAGGAUAAAGGUCGGCAGAGCUGAGAGCAGCCAACCCAGUUAACUUUGCUCAAAACCAAAAUGAUGUGUAAAGGAAGACAACUCACGGAUAGGGUACCCGUAUUACACACCUCUAAGAUCUGAUUAUAUUAUGGAGUGUCAACAAAAGAACUCAUUGGCUGUCAAGGGUUCCAAUGCUUUUUACAAUGCAUGGUGUUUUUAAUUUAAGUUCAUGGUCAAUACACUCAGCUUAACAACAGACAGUGAAAUCAGAUUUAUUGUUACAAGGAUGUAUCAUUGAAAAAUCACCUUAAAGAAAAAAUGUUGGAAGUGAAAAUCCCAAAUGCCCAAAAUAUGCGUGUCCAUCGCCAACUUUAAAGUGGAAUUUGUGAAUCUGAAUUUGAAGAGUUGGGAUAGCCUACUGAAAGGCUUUGAGAAAAAAAGCGGUUAACAAAAAUAAAAGAUAAAAACGGGUCAAUAGGUGAAGAAGUACUGUAUGCCCUCUGGUUUUUCGCCAGAAAUAUGUAGUUAUAAGAACUGGUAGCAAUAGUGUCUGUACUAUGGGCAUUAUUUGCAUUAUUUCAAUUGGAAUAUGAACUGUAACCUGCUAGAAUGUCAUGGAUAAAUGGAGGAAAAAGAUUAAUUGCCUUUCCAUAAUGAAAUCGAAUGUCUUUAGUCUCCUGAUCUGAGACCUGCUUGUACAUCUAAGUAUGUGGUAUUAGUAAGCUUAAUGUUCCCUUGUGAGGUGGUAUACCAGUUUGUGACUCUUUCGUGAGUUAUCUCAAUAAGACUUGUAGUAUUGUAUUGCAAACUGUAACGCAGUAAUUUAACUUUUUUUGCAAACUUAAAAUGUGUUAUUUCAGUGAUCAACAUCUUAUCAGCUGAAAAGUCCACGUCCAAGAAAGAAACUAAAUCUUGUAAUUAUGUGUUAUGUAUAUGUUGAAGCUCGCACUCCAACAUAAAAUGAAUAUUUCAGUGGGCACUUUAUGAAGGAGGACUGAGCCUCAUUUGGCGGAUUUGACAUAGACUCUCACAUAUCUCUAAAUUAAAAGUUUAACCACUUUCAACUAAUUUAUGAUGUAAAUUCUGACUGAAAAAAAUGGCCCUUUGGAAUUGCCCCUAAUUACUGUAUAACCAUGAAAAACAAAUAUUGUAAGAAUACAGAUGGAAAUUAUAUGAAGCAUUGCGACAUACUUUGCCUUAAUAGUACAAGACUUUGCCACGUACCUGACAAACCUCUGAACAUAAAACCUGCAGCUAAAACAGUGAGAGCUGAAUUACAACAACAUAUGACCUGAUUGGUUCAGGACUUGUCAGUUGCAGCAGGCCAGCACCUCAUUAAUCAUCUGAGCCAGUGAGUGUCCUCUUUUAUUCAGAAAACGAAAACGUUAUUUAUUUGCAUUGAUGUGCAGGAGUUACCUGUUCAGGCAAAAUUUGAAUACAGUAAAUGUAUACGUUUUCUUUGUGCUAACAUUAAAAUACGAUUAAGUUGACUAAUGUAAAUUUUGGGCACACACUAGUCAAUUUCUCUGCAUGCUCUAGAGUCAGCCACUGAUACUCUUUGACUUUAAAUUAUGCA
Liolophura sinensis is the source of this 2213-nucleotide messenger RNA. RefSeq names its product Golgi apparatus membrane protein TVP23 homolog B-like. Gene Ontology annotation, biological process: protein secretion; vesicle-mediated transport. The coding region runs from base 15 to 644 and encodes 209 amino acids. Gene Ontology annotation, cellular component: Golgi membrane. The record is from RefSeq and is a predicted model, not a curated record. The transcript has 7 exons. Lineage: Eukaryota; Metazoa; Mollusca; Polyplacophora; Chitonida; Chitonidae.